GGGAGGCGGUUGCUGCUGCUGGGCAGAAGGGAGUCGUGCAAGAGCUGCGGCUGCACUCGGACGCCACAUUCCCUCUUUACGGGACUGGUGGUGAGGAUGAGCGAGAGCUGACCCUGCCGCUGCCGCCGCCUGUGCUGUGAAGUGUCUGCUCCUCCCCCUCCUCCUCCCCUGCUGUGGGUGAACCUGCGCUACGGGCUCUUCACCGACACGGCAGGGGUUGGUUUGUUUGUGUAUUUGUUUAAGGCAAGGAGAGAGAAAGAGAUCUUCCACCCGCUGAAGCACAGUUCACUAUGAUCGUACUCGCAUCCAGCACUGGAAGCCGGUUGGAUUUCGUGUCUCAGUCCAGGGUGUUUUUCUUGCAAACCUUCCUUUGGAUUUUAUGUGCUACAGUGUGCAAAGCGGAGCAGUAUUUCAAUGUGGAGGUAUGGUUACAAAAGUAUGGCUACCUUCCACCAACUGACCCCCGAAUGUCGGUGUUGCGCUCUGCAGAAACCAUGCAAUCAGCUAUAGCUGCCAUGCAGCAGUUCUAUGGCAUUAAUAUGACAGGAAAAGUGGACAGGAACACAAUUGACUGGAUGAAGAAGCCUCGAUGUGGUGUGCCUGACCAAACAAGAGGUAGCUCCAAAUUUAACGUUCGUCGGAAACGCUAUGCGUUAACAGGACAGAAGUGGCAACACAAACAUAUCACUUACAGCAUAAAGAACGUCACUCCAAAAGUAGGUGAUGCUGAAACUCGUAAAGCCAUUCGCCGUGCCUUCGAUGUGUGGCAGAAUGUAACUCCUCUAACAUUUGAAGAAGUUCCUUAUAUUGAGUUAGAAAAUGGCAAGAGGGACGUGGAUAUUACAAUCAUUUUUGCAUCAGGUUUUCAUGGAGACAGUUCUCCCUUUGAUGGGGAGGGAGGAUUUUUGGCUCAUGCAUAUUUCCCUGGGCCAGGAAUUGGGGGAGACACUCAUUUUGACUCAGAUGAGCCAUGGACUUUGGGAAAUCCUAAUCAUGAUGGAAAUGAUCUGUUUCUAGUUGCAGUGCAUGAACUGGGACAUGCUCUGGGCUUGGAGCACUCUAAUGAUCCCACUGCAAUCAUGGCUCCAUUUUAUCAAUAUAUGGAAACUGACAACUUCAAAUUACCUAAUGAUGAUUUACAAGGCAUCCAGAAGAUAUACGGUCCACCUGACAGGAUUCCCCCACCAACAAGACCUCUGCCAACAGUGCCCCCACAUCGUUCAAUCCCUCCAGCAGACCCACGGAAGAAUGACAGGCAACCUAAACCUCCCCGGCCACCCUCUGGUGACAAACCUUCCUAUCCCGGAGCCAAGCCUAACAUCUGUGAUGGGAACUUCAACACUUUGGCUAUUCUUCGCCGGGAAAUGUUUGUUUUCAAGGAUCAGUGGUUUUGGCGAGUCAGAAACAACAGAGUGAUGGAUGGAUACCCCAUGCAGAUUACCUACUUCUGGAGGGGACUGCCUCCCAGCAUUGAUGCAGUUUAUGAAAACAGUGAGGGGAAUUUUGUCUUCUUUAAAGGUAACAAGUUCUGGGUUUUCAAGGACACUACUCUCCAGCCAGGUUACCCUCAUGAUUUGAUAACUCUUGGAAGCGGAAUUCCUUCCCAUGGCAUUGAUUCAGCAAUUUGGUGGGAAGAUGUUGGGAAAACCUACUUCUUCAAAGGAGAUAGGUACUGGAGGUACAGUGAAGAAAUGAGAUCCAUGGACCCUGGUUAUCCCAAACCAAUCACAAUAUGGAAAGGUAUCCCAGAAUCUCCUCAGGGAGCCUUUGUCCACAAAGAAAAUGGCUUCACAUAUUUCUACAAAGGAAAAGAGUACUGGAAAUUCAAUAACCAGAUGCUCAGGGUGGAACCUGGCUAUCCCAGAUCCAUCCUCAAGGAUUUUAUGGGUUGUGAUGGACCAACAGAUCGAGAUAAAGACCGGCACAGCCCUCAAGAUGACGUUGACAUUGUCAUCAAACUGGACAACACAGCCAGCACUGUGAAAGCCAUAGCCAUCGUCAUUCCCUGCAUCCUGGCCUUGUGCCUCCUUGUCUUGGUUUACACUGUGUUCCAGUUCAAAAGGAAAGGAACACCCCGCCACAUACUGUACUGCAAACGCUCUAUGCAAGAGUGGGUGUGAUGUAGGGUUUUGGUUUUUUUCUUUCCCUCCCAGGAGUUUGUGGUAACUUGAGAUUCAACACAAGAGCUGUUAUGCAGUUUCCUAGCUAGGAGCGGGCACCUAUAUGUCUGAAACAAAGCUGAUCUUUAAAACCCAAGGGGUUGCCUGUCCUGCGCAUGAGUGGUGAUUCGCUCAGCUGGGAAGCUUCCAUGAUACACAGUAUCUGCUGUUUCUUCGGUCCUUUGUCUUUCUUUGUCAUUCAAUUCUAGGCCUUUCCUCUGCACGCUCAAUGCCCUAUAAACUAUCAGGAUUAACUAACGAAGAGGAAAAACAAAACAAAAAAAUCUCCAAUGUUUCUACAUUUGUCCCUUAAGGCCUGUUCCCCUUUGAAAAAUUUUUUGCUGAAAGUGAAUUUUUUUAGAAAAACACAACAACCCACAACGGAACUUUCAGGAAAGUGAGAAGACCCAAAACAGCUUUGUCUCCAAAGAGGAUUGCUUUCUGUCUGCUACGGAUAAAGUCCUAUACUCCUACUUCCAGUUUUGUUGUCAGGUGGGAGACUCGGAUGACACACAGGACUUCAGACUGUUCGGACAGCCAUUUUCCAACAAACAAGGGGCCAAAAUAUCUGCAAUAUAGUAACAGCCUUAAUAAUACAUUCAUUUUGUGUUUUAUACAGCUGCUCUGGGCUACGUCCUCAAUGUUUUAAACUCAUUUAUAUUCAUAACUAUAUUCAAGCAGAACCUUUUUAUUGGUUUGUUUGAUUUUUGGUUGGUUUUCCUGCAUAAUCUUUCCCAAGCUGUACCAAGACAACUGCCCCAGGCCUUUCAUAGGUCUGUCGGGAGCACUCAUUCCAAAGCAUGGUAAAAAGCAGUGUGUCUCUGAAGUGGAUUUCAAUGAACUAAAGCAACAGUCAUGCUGUCGAGAAACUUGACACUGGUAUUACAUUGGUGGUGUAACCCUUUGAGAACUAUUGCAUCCAUUUUCAGAGUCUGGUGGAUGUUAAUCUUGGUUGUCAUUAAAUUAUAGGAUUGUGUUUGGGUAAUACAGGUUUUUAAAGAAAAUCAGUUUUUCAAAACAGAUUUCCUGUGAGUGCAAGUGAGUGCUUUUAAUUAUUUGCAUUAUUGAUAGAAAAAGCAUCUGUAUCAUAAAUAGAAAACAAAAUAUAUUUACCAGCUACUUUCUGGUUCAAGGAACCAAACCUAUUUUAGUAACUUCUACCACUUACCAAGAUUUUUUCUGAACUGGCAACAGUUUUAUAGCUUCGCCUCUUAUCUUAAGCAUCUUGAAUUUCUCUUUUAAACUAUGUUGCAUGAUAAUUCAAUUUGCCUCCACAGAGGUAGAGUUACAAUUUCAAAGGAAGGCUAAAAUGAUGGCUCUGAUAUUGCAUGAGUAUCCUCUGGUGUGUUACCCCUUUGCAUGUUCAUCAUAGUUCUCAAAGGGUUAGUCAAAUUUCUGGCCUUCAGCCAAACAUGAUAUCACUGACAAAGCCGAGGGACCACCAAAGCAUUUUGUCAUUCUGUGUAUUUUGUGCUAACAGCAGUAUUGUCAUUUUCAUGUGACCUGCAGAGCAGGUUUAUAUCAAUAUUUUUUUCCUAGAGAAAAGUCAGCAACUGACAGACCUCUUUGGUUUUAGGAGCUGCUUCUUGCAGUGAUAGGCUUUACAGUCACUGGGCUGUGAACUUAUUAGAGGUGGUCAGAAUGAUGCACCCCAAAAGUCAGACACCUGGUUUUUUAUGAAAGCCAGGAUUUGAGGGGAGUAGCUUUUGCAACAACGAACAGCUUGCCUUCAACUUGAUUAUUGACCUGUUGACUGUCAUUACCAAGUUAAACAUUGUCUUCUGUGAACAGCUUCACUGUCUGAAUUUCCUUAAAGUGUACUGUCCUAUGUCUUUGAUCUUUGACCUUUAACUUGCAAACUGGCACAAACUGAAGGGAAUCUGGUGUUGCAAAUGGACUAAGACAAGUUUUAUUUCUUAAAAGGCCUGAUACACAUAAUCCAAAAAUCAAGAAAAAAAAAGUUGAAGUGUUUUCAUAGAAAAGAAUGGACAUAAACCUAAAUAUUUAUGAUAGAUCUGUAGAAGGGUAUUUUGCUAUGUAUACAUGCACACUCUAAAAAUGAACUACGGUAGAAGUUAAUUUUUAUUUAACUUGAAUACAAUUUUCAGUAUAAAAUUAUCAUUUCUACAAAUAGCUAAUUAUUAAUGAAAAGGUUAUAGGAAAAUAUUAAAAUACUUGAAAUGGCCAGUAUGGACUUUUACAUAAAAUGAAACUUUUGUACUACAUUCAACCAAUUUCUUACUGGUUUCUUAAUCCACAUAACUGGAUCACUUUUUAGAGAGUGUAGGUAUAUAUAGAUAUAUAUUAUUGUUAUUAUUAUUUUGGUAAUGGAUAGCUUGACUGCCUUGAAUUUAUAUUUAUAUUGAGCAUAGCAUGAAAAAUAGUAUGCCUUUUUGUUCAAUUACAUGGUUUUAUAUUGAUUUGAGGACUUAUUUUAUGAACAUAUGUGGCAUGCUAUAAAGCAUUGCAAACGUAUUUCUUAGAGCAUAAACAGAUAUACAUAUGUACGGCUAACAAAAAUGAAGAUUAGAAAAAGAGAUAGUUUUACAACAAAUAUGCAAUGCAGAUGGCAUUUUGGAGAUGUUUUGUAGAGGUACUUCAUACUGUAGGUUAGAAGUGCACCAGUAUCAGCCCAUAGCAUUAUUUAGUAAAUCCAACUCAGUUGUUGCUGAAAAUAUAGAUUAAUUGACAGUUUAAGUAACGUCGCAUAUUUACUACACAUCAGCUCAUUUGGUGAAUUUGGAAUACUAUGCCUGUUUGUCAUAUAUAUUAAAAUGUGUGUGUGUGUGUUUGUAUACUUGUAAACACACACAAACACACACAUACACGUACAUACAUAUUUUAAUCCACGGAGAAGUUUUUAUUGUCAACAAACUACUCUAACUUAUGCUACAAACAGAACAAAAUGAUUCAUGUUACUGUUCCAAUUUUGUCCCUUGCAUAGUUGGUGGAAAAUACUAACAGCACUAGUUAUUCUGUAUUUGAUUUUCCUCUACAAUGGGAGAACUUAUGUUACAUUAUCUUUAAGUCAAAACAGCAUCUCAUCUGUUUUUUUAUUGACUUGAAAAUUUCACUUCAAUUUUGAAAUAACUUUCAUGGCAGCUUUAACUUUUUGUGCAACUGUUUCCUUGACAGUAAUGAAGUGCUGAGCAUGUCAACUGUUGUUCUUUGAUAAGGUAACAAAAAUGUUUGUAUUUGGAGAAUUUAACUUUAAUUAUGCAGGAAGGUAAGUGUAAUAAGUCUAGUGCUUGGUAUAUGUACAUCAUAGAUACAUGAAUACAUGAUAAGUUGAUUGAUCUAUUUUCUUUUACUUAAAAGUGCAUAUAUGUUAUAUACAGAGAAAGAGAGAAAAAAUAAUACUAUAUUGGCAUGUUUAUGUCAUGCAAAGAAAGAUUGUGUCAGCAUUUCUAUUACAUAAUCUUAUUUUCAGUAGGCUAUAACAGAGUCAUAAAGGUUUGCUUUAAGUAAAAGAUGUAGGAGCAACUGUUUUCACUGUAAUUCCCAAAUACAUACUGGCUAGUUUCAAAUAACUUCAGAGUAAAUUAGUGAUGUUGUCUGAUCUAGUUUUGAACUCAAAUGAGUAAAAGUUCUACGACAAUGUUAUUUUUAGAACAGUUGUUUUUCUACCAGGGCCUAUAAUUAUGAGAGUUAAGAAAAAACAAAUUGAAAUUAUUUUCAGUUCUGCAAUCUGGGUUCCUGCUCAUGUGCCGUAACCUUUUUCGUAAAGUUUUUAAUAAACAUUUCCAUAUUGCUAUUGUCAUGAUCUCAACUGUGGAACAAUACAAAACUGAAUAUGUAUUGCGUUAAUCAGUUACAGUCUAUCAAGCUGACUAUACAGGGUCGUGUAUUUUCAGAGUACUAUAUGGUCUGUAUGAUGCAGGAGGCCAAAGUAGAUGAUGGCAGUGUUUCCUCUGGCCUUUUAAUGUAAUGAAAAGGUUAUUGACUAGACAAAAAUUAAUUUUUAUAAAAAAAAAAAAAAAUUAAAAACUAUGUGACUGUAUAUUUGCUGGAUAGGCUGGGAUAGAGAGACUCAAAUGGCUCCAAAGGAGCCCUUUCAAGUCUCCUGAAUAAAUGUAAUACAUAUUUUAUAUAUUCCUAUGAACUUUUGUUCUUUUUCUUCUUUCAAGGUGGGGCAAAGGGAUGGGAUAAUUAAAGAAAGAAAAUGUUUAAGGCUAAUUUUGUGAAUGAAAAUUACAGAAGCUAAUAGAUUCAAACAUAAGGGACAGACUUAAACUUUUUCUUAGAGGUGUACUUCACCUACCCAGUUGCUUGGUCAAGACUUCUGCACCGUUAGCACUGUGGGCUAAGAACAGAGUGUAAGGCUUAAUUAUUGAACUUUCAACUCUUUUUGGGGUCUUACUUCACAAUCUUAGUGUCAGUUAAAUGUAGCUUUUGGUACCAAAUUAUAUAGAAUAAAAUUCUAGCUUGUUGGUUAGAAAAAAGUGCAUAGAAUAGAAAGUAGGUCUGCCUAUAAACAAUGGAAGAAUUACAUUCCUAUUCUAGUUUUUUUUUUCAUUUGAACCAUAGCUAAGGCAAACCUUAAAAAAGACACAUAGCAAACUGAGGAGUGAAUGUUCCAGGCACUGCAUUUUCAAGAAGGUAGAAAUGCAAGCUACCGCACCAUUAGCAGCCUAAAUUUGAGAUAGCACAAGAUCACUGGGCUGAGGAGCAAGGAUAUGACUUCAUGGUCUUGCUCUAUCCUGGCUCCCUUAUCUUCUCACAACACGGCCUAAAUCGUCUUACCAGUUACAUAGGUGAAGCCGUGCACCGUGGCAGUAGGAGAUGUGAAGCAGCCGUUACAGAGCAAUAGCUCUCUUGUCACCUCUUGUUGUUGUCAAGAUUGUCUUUGGACAGCUCUAUUUCCAGAAGUAUAAAUAGGUGACUGCAGCCCUAUGAGCCAUAAGGAAAAUUAUUAUUACCAGUAGAGGGAACAAAUGUCACUGGCCACUUAGGUGUUCACCUAUGCUGUAAAUCAAACAAUACUGUGUGGGAACUAAGGAACAGAUAACCUGUAAUUGAAUACGAUGGUAAGCCGCAACUGAUUCACCAGCACUGCAAUGUUAGGCGUACUUCCUUAGCUUACACUACACAGACUGCAGAUAAACAGUGGUUCACAUAGGACAAGACCAUUUAAACAUAUGUCAGUUACAAAAUCAGGUGUAAAUGAACCAUAUACUCAUAAAAUUGAUGUUUGAUUUAUGCAUGUAAAUCAAUGAAUUAUCUGUCACUGGUCUCAUGAAAAAUGGAAUGUGUGAGUCAAAUCUGUCCAACCCAUUCUUGUGAUUUGCUAUCUGAGAUGACAGAGGCUGAUAGAAAAAGACAUUGUCAUCAGUGCCAUCAAUGCUGAAAAUGUCUGGUAAGCAUCAAAAGCAUACAAUAACUUGCUGCAGACUGGUUCCAUUUGAUGCUUGAUCUAAUGUUAGGCAACAUAAAUUCUGUAUGAUGUGACAUUAUUUGAUGUGUGUAUGUAACUAGGAAAGCCCUAAUCAGGAGGUCAUAUUUUGAAGGGUCAUCAGUAUGUGACCACUGCAAGCAUCUGUUCCUAAAAUCAAAAUGUAUUUCUAAGUAGUAUGUAGGCAGCAUUAAACACAUGCAUCUUAAACAGGUCUUGUUUCCCAGUGCACAUAAGGUUUAGCAUAUCAUCUACAAAUUAUAGUCAGUUUAUUAACGUUUGCAGUUGCAGCUGCCCAUUAUGUCUUUGAGAUAUGGCAUUCUGUGAGGUGUACAUAAAGUACAUUUGCCCUAUAUAAACAGCCUUAAGUACUGCCCACAGUAUAGAUGAAAUAAAUUUUAGAGGCAGAGAAGACGUAAAUGAAGAAAUGCUGAUGUAAACUAGCAUGCUAAAGACAAUUUUCUACACUUGGAUAUGCAUGCAGCACAGUGCUAUGUGCUGUCAUAGUAAAACUACAUAAACAAUGGUCAUUACACUUUCCAGCCAUUUAUGAUGGCACAAAGCUUUCCAGUCCCACAGCUCAGUUUCUUCUGCUUCUGUAGAAUGACAUUGUUCACAGAUGAUAGUUAUAACCACCAUGUAAGCCAAAGCUUUCUAUUUAGUUAAUAGUAAUUUCUACCCUAUGAAAUUGCAUCACAUGCUUUUUAUAACUACAACCUUAAUCUCCUUGGCGAGCUAUAGGCAUAUCUUAAUUCAUAGCCUUUCACGCCCAUGUUGUUGCAGUAAAAUAUAUACUGAACAUUCUCCCCAUCUUGCCAUCUGGUACUAACACAUGGAAUAAUCACUUUCAUUGUGUGCAUACAUGUGUCCUGGUUCAUCCCUUUGCCCAUCCAUCAUUUGGGGAACUGGCUUUCUGGGAAGCUGGGAUAAAAUAACUUCCUAAAGGACCUGGUUAGCCUUUAACAAUUUGAAGAGUUUUCAGUGAAGUAUUAUAUUACUUACAGGCAACAGAACAGUGUAGCUCCACCAGAUGGGCUCACCACUUGCAAAAAGUAGUGUGUUAAAUCAGAAAAUGAUGUUUCUAAUCCAUAUUUCCAUCCUGAUGUGUUGGCACAGUUUAACACCCAGUCUACACACAUAUCCGUAGCUUACAUGGCUGUACGUAAAAGCAUCUGCCUUUUGGAAGGUGAGAGUGCUUAGGCCCAGCAGGUAAUCAGUGUUAACUCAUUUAUAAGGUAUGAACAAAUUUUGAUUUACUUACUAUCAUUUUGCAUCCUCAAAGAAAGUAUUUUUUUCCAUAAUGUAAAAUGAUAAUUUGUAAUAAUUUUUCUCAGUGUUCAUAAUUACAUGAUAUUAUAUAUAGUUCCAAAAGUACUAAUGUACAACUGAUAUAUUCCAGUUGAAACGCACAGCCCCAUAUUUAGGCAUACAAUUAAUUUAAACAAAGAUGCGCAUACCAUGUAUGCUUGUUGUAUGCUUGGCUAUUGCUACAAAAUUGUCAGUGCUCACAUAGUGAUCAUAUCUUAUGGAAGUAACCAUGUUUGAGUCAGUUCCAAGCAGUUUGUUUCUUUGGAUAUAAGUAGAGUUAUAUCGCUUAGGAAAUGGUACAUGUGGUGUAUUCAGAAGACAUCAUCAGCAACCUACAGCGCUGUUUUAAACGAUGUUUUAAAUGAUCAUGACGACUACAAUUCAUACCUGCAGGGCACAGCUGUGGCUUGUAUUUACAUGGUUGUGUUUUACCUCAUAUGAUAAAAUGCUAUGAACUCUGGCCAUGUGUCGCGAGGUACAUGAAAACUAUUAAAAAGUCUUUCAGGAUAGCCAUUGUCAAAAUUCAUACAGCUCACAGAAAUACCUGAGGUGAUUAUACCCAAGAAAAUUUUAUCUU
Messenger RNA from Strigops habroptila (Kakapo), 9436 nucleotides. RefSeq names its product matrix metallopeptidase 16 (gene MMP16). The record is from RefSeq and is a predicted model, not a curated record. The transcript has 10 exons. The coding region runs from base 291 to 2120 and encodes 609 amino acids. Gene Ontology annotation, biological process: proteolysis; collagen catabolic process; extracellular matrix organization. Gene Ontology annotation, cellular component: extracellular matrix. NCBI's taxonomy places the organism in Eukaryota, Metazoa, Chordata, Aves, Psittaciformes, Psittacidae. Gene Ontology annotation, molecular function: metalloendopeptidase activity; zinc ion binding.